Nymphaea colorata (pocket water lily) is the source of this 2801-nucleotide messenger RNA. RefSeq names its product pentatricopeptide repeat-containing protein At3g14730. The record is from RefSeq and is a predicted model, not a curated record. Gene Ontology annotation, biological process: RNA modification. Lineage: Eukaryota; Viridiplantae; Streptophyta; Magnoliopsida; Nymphaeales; Nymphaeaceae. The transcript has a single exon. Gene Ontology annotation, molecular function: protein binding; RNA binding. The coding region runs from base 249 to 2093 and encodes 614 amino acids.
UAGAGCUUUCGUCCGUUUCUCGCCGGAACCAUCCCUGGCGUAUUUAUCCCAACCCCAACCGUUUACCCCACCGUCUGCUGUGAUAAAAGAGCACUUGGAGCGUUCGGGUAUCGCCGUCUGAGAUGCGGAUACGACGAUGUGACAAGUAACAUGAGUAAGCAGCAAAUCAAUUGCCUAUAUUCUCUUCCAAGGCCACUCCAUAUUAAGCCCUCCUGCCUUCGGCGCUCAAAGAUGCGACUGAUCUCUGGAUGAGUUCCACCAUUCUGAGAUCUUUAGUCUCACAACCACCCAAUAGCAAUGUCAGCAGAUGCGUCUCUCUUCUUCAAUCGUGUGCCUUCAACGAAGCUGUCAACCGUGGACAGCAGGCUCACUCAUGGAUUAUCAUCAACGGCUUACAGCAGAUCCCUUUCUUGGUCACCAGCCUUAUCAAUAUGUACUCGAAGUGCCACCAGCCAUGGGAAGCUGUUAAGGUUUUCCGUCACACAAUUGAACCAAAUGUGUUCGCAUGGAACGCCCUCAUUGCUGGCCUCGUUCACGGCCAUUACUUCUCUGAUGCAGUUGGUUUCUAUCACGAGAUGAAAGCCAGCCAUGUACGUGGAGACAAGUUCACCUACCCAUGCGUGCUUAAGGCUUGUACCAAUCUGCAGGACUCUUGGGAAGGCAAGAAAGUCCAUGCUGGCCUGUUUAAGGGAGGGUUGCAUUUGGAUGCUUUCAUUUCUGCUUCCCUGAUCAAUUUCUACUUGAAAUUUGAUGCCCCAGAUGAUGCACGCCAACUGUUUGAUAAAAUGACUGAGCGAGACGUUGUAUUGUGGAACUCGAUGAUUAGCGGGUAUGCGCAAAGUGGUAGAUAUGUUGAAGCUUUGGAGGUGUUUCGGCUGAUGGAAGAAGAAGGAAUCGAACUCAGCAAGUAUACGGCCACCGGGAUUCUGUCAGUCUUAGCAGCAAUGGGGGACGUUGAAAGAGGCAGAAAGAUUCAUAGUUAUGUUAGGGACCAUAGAUUCCAUGACGAUGUUGUGGUAUGCAACUCCUUGAUAGAUAUGUAUGGGAAAUGCAAGAGCUUGGAAGAGGCUAGGCAAGUGUUUGAUGAAAUGCCGCAGAGAGAUAUGGUUUCGUGGAACUCCAUUAUUUCUUGUUAUUCACAGUCUGUCUAUCAUGAUGAGACUCUGCUCCUGUUUGAUGAGAUGAGGGCAAGUGGCUUUAGACCAGAUGCUGUUACGAUUACUGCAGUCUUGCCAAGCUGUGCUCAUUUAGCAGCACUCAAACACGGACGGGAGAUUCAUGGCUAUACCAUGAUGAAUGCCAUGGGGAGGGAUGAUGUCUUUGCCCAGAAUGCUAUCAUGGACAUGUAUGUGAAAUGUGGGAGCUUGAGAGAUGCACAGUUAGUAUUCGAUAACAUCCCUGAAAAGGAUCUGGUAUCUUGGAACAUCAUGAUCACUGGGUAUGGCAUGCAUGGUUAUGUCAAGGAAGCGCUGGAAAUGUUUGAGGGAAUGCAGAUGGCUGGCAUGAUGCCGGAUGAGAUCACUUUCGUUGGUGUGUUAUCUGCAUGUAGCCAUGCUGGUUUCUUUGAUUGUGGCGUUGAGUUGUACAGGCAGAUGCAGUCUAAGCAUGGAGUGGUGCCAACAGUGGAGCACUACGCCUGCACAGUUGACAUGCUUGGUCGUGCUGGCCGCUUGCAUGAGGCUUACUCUAUCCUGCAAGACAUGCAUAUUGAGCCCAAUCCGGUGGUUUGGAGGGCAUUUCUUGGUGCAUGUAGACUGCACGGGGAAACAACUUUGGGAGAGGUGGCUGCUCGCCGUCUGUUAGAGCUCGACCCUGAGCACUGUGGGAACUAUGUGUUGCUAUCCAACAUCUACAGUGACGCAGGCCGCUAUGAAGAAGUGAGUGAAGUCCGGAGGGAGAUGAAGAGUCGAGGAGUGAAGAAAAUGCCUGGCUGUAGUUGGAUUGAACUCGAUCAUGGGGUGCAUGCUUUUAUUACUGGUCUUCGUGCAAAUCCUGGAUCUGAUCAGAUCUACGAACUUUUGCAUGUAUUAAUGGGGAUGUUGCGGGAACAUGGUUACGAGCCGGAUGUGGGUGUUGCAAUUACAGGAACAUGAUGGCAUACCCGAGCUGGCAGACUCGCCAGAGUUGUUGGGUUCUUGCUUAAGGGUGGAGAUUGAUAUGUUCGUCCAUUGGUGCUAUUUUUACUGGAAUUAUUUCCUGCGAUUUGCUUCUUUGGUGAAGGAAUGUGAAGGCUUCAAGCAGGAGAAGAGCCAGGAUUUUUUUCAGGGGCGGGCCAAACAAUCUGCAGGUCGGGCCAAAAGGAGCGAGUAGGGCUAAGAGGAGCGACGGGUAGGGCCAAGAGGAACGACGGGUCGGGCCAAACUAAAAAAAAAUUGAUUUUUUCAAUAUACAUUUUUUUUUCCCUGCGUUCACCCGAGCCAUGGCCUGGGCGGCCACCCCUCCCUCCGCCCCUGGCCUCAAGGGGUGUAGUAUAUGGCUGGUCGACUUGAGGGUCAUGCAAAUGACGUAUCAACAGUUUGAUUCCCAUGAAUGUUAUUUCUUUGAACGGUAAAGAGCGGUAUGCAAGGCACUCAAGUUAAAAAAGUGUACCAUAGGACCAAAGUCUUGAAACAGCCUUCGACCUUGGAGAUGGAAGGAAGGGGCAGUCGCUUUCACCUCUAGUGUAUCACCUGCCUGAGCAAGGAAGAUUAAAAGCUUUUUAUACCAAUUUGAAAUGUAACAUACUGAUUCAUUAUGCUUGCUAUACCCAGAAACAGUUUCUACGUCUUCGUUGCGGAAGACGUAGAGCACACCAUUUUUCA